UGAUACAGAUAAACCUGGACAUCCUCCUGAGACCCGGCAAUGGGAAAUUUGUCCAAUAUAUUGGACAUUGCAACACAGUGCACCGUGGCUUUCCAGGCGCUUGCCUCCUCCCAGAAAGCGUUUCCUCGCCUGCUUGUGGGACCCGUGCUGCCAUCUAGUGAAUGUAAUCAAAAUCAGUGUGUUUCCCGCCUUUCAGGAGCACUCGAAAUGGCGGAAUUGAGCACGAACGAUUUUUGCAGCUGCUGCCUAAGAAGCCCCGUGUGAGUGAUGCCAUGGCUGAGAAAAUCUUGGAGAGAAUUGCACAGUGGGACACCUCAGACUUGGACCUCUCGGACAGUGAUGACGACUCUGCUGAAGACUUUGUGUUUACUUCAUCAGUCCUGCACAAUAAGUCAAGUUCUGAAGAUGAAGAUACAAUGAAUGAAGGCUCCCCUGUGGCAUCGAGCUCCACUUCCACAUCUUUCGGAACGCAAAGACCCAGCCGUUGGAAAAAAACAGAGCGGAUGACAAAUUCGAAGAUGUCAGCUUUUCAGCCCGUCGUCGACACGCACCACCGGAAAUCAUGGUGUCAUCUUGAUUACUUCAAACAAUACAUUCCGGAUGAGCUCUUUGACGCAAUGGCAAUGUCAAUGAACACUGGUCAUGUUCUUGAAACUGGUAAGAGCUUGAAUACCACGGCGGAUGAGCUGAAAACACUUUUUGGAAUGUCAAUCACCAUUUCUUUUCUUGGAUACCCCCAAAUCCGAAUGUACUGGAGUACUAAAACCAGAGUGCCAGUUGUCGCAGACAAAAUGCCCAGAGAUCGGUAUUUUAAGCCAUGAUCCCGACUGAAAGUGGUCAAUGAACUUGAUGUAGCUGCAGAAGAAAAAGAAAAAGUCAAGCUUUGGUGAAUUAGAUUUUUUGUAAAAGCCAUCCUCAAUGGCUGUCUCCAGCUGCCACGAAAAGAGUGCCUGAGUAUCGAUGAACAAAUGAUACGAUUCAGCGGGCGAACGCACUUGAAACAGUUCGUUCCCCGUAAACCAAACCCUGAAGGCUUGAAAAAUUUUAUGCUUGCGACGCCAAGUGGCCUUAUUUCGGACUUUGAAAUAUAUCAAGGAAAGAAGUCCACUUUGUUCCAAGGAAGUUCUGGAAUUGGAGAGUCGGCUGUACUGAGGUUUUCAAACAAUCUCGCACCUGGAACACAGCUCUUUUUCGACAGGUAUUUCAUGUCUGUUCCAAGAGUAUAUAAACCGGCAAAGCAGGACAUUUCUGGUACCGGACCAGUGAGGAACAAUCGUAUCCCGAAAGGCGUAAACUUGUCCAGUGAAAGUGAACUUAAACCUAAGGGACGAGGAACAUCGGAGAUUGUGGAGGGAGAUGACGAACAACAAAUAGUUGUCUGUUGGUAUGACAACAAAGCAAUUACAUUAAUGUCUUGUCUUCAUGGCAAACAGCCUGAAGACGCGUGUUGCAGGUGGUCCAACAAAGACAAAAAACAUGUCAACAUAGCGAGGCCAAAUAUUGUGUGUUUAUACAACAAGAAUAUGGGAGGUGUUGAUAUGGCCGAUCGGAUGAUCAGCUAUUACCAAAUGAAGGCCAGGGUGAGUAAGUGGACCACCAGGUGCUUUUUCCACCUCAUGGAUAUGGCUCUAAGCAACUCAUGGUUGCAGUACACCAGAGAUAUGCGUGACCAACAGAAAAGACCAAGAGAGGUCCUCAAGUUUCUGCAUUUCCGAGUCUCUGUGGCAGACGCUCUAGUAAAUGAAGCGUUGCGGAUUGCAAGCGACAGCGACAGUGACUCAGGCUCGCAGCUGCCCACAAAGCGAGCUCCACUGCCCCCUCUUCCAGUGAGAAAAACAUUUGGUCACUUCCCACGACUUGCGGGCAUUCCGAAUGCUGCUCGCUGCAGAAUGAAGGUUGCAACAUGAAAACAAAGUUUUUUUGCGUAAAGUGCCAACUGUUCUAUUGCAUCAUGAAGGAACAGCGAUGCUUUGAGAAUGCCCAUUCAUCUUAAACUAAGAUUUGCGGACUGGAAUUUAAACGACCAUUAACAAUUGUAUUCUCGGUUUGGA
Molecule: messenger RNA, 2051 nt
Organism: Rhipicephalus microplus (southern cattle tick)
Lineage: Eukaryota; Metazoa; Arthropoda; Arachnida; Ixodida; Ixodidae
Product: tigger transposable element-derived protein 6
Cellular component (GO): nucleus
Molecular function (GO): DNA binding
Source: RefSeq, a predicted model, not a curated record